Peromyscus leucopus (white-footed mouse) is the source of this 1977-nucleotide messenger RNA. RefSeq names its product ER membrane protein complex subunit 8 (gene Emc8). Gene Ontology annotation, cellular component: EMC complex. The transcript is spliced from 5 exons. Bases 150 to 773 code for a protein of 207 amino acids. The record is from RefSeq and is a predicted model, not a curated record. Lineage: Eukaryota; Metazoa; Chordata; Mammalia; Rodentia; Cricetidae.
GCUUUCUGGCAGGCGCUGGCGACGACGCUUUCCGGCGGGAGGGUAGAAGCGGAAGGUAGCCCAGUGGAGGCGUGAGUUUGCCUCAGGGUGCUGCGGGCUUGGUCCGCGCACGGUGGGUCUCCGUUGCGACGUCGCCAGCCGGACUCAGCAUGCCGGGCGUGAAGCUGACCACCCAGGCCUACUGCAAGAUGGUCCUACACGGCGCCAAGUACCCGCACUGCGCCGUCAACGGGCUUCUGGUGGCCGAGAGGCAGAGGCCACGCAAGGAGCACCCGCCGGGCGCAGGCGCCCAUACUCUCUUCGUGGACUGCAUCCCGCUUUUCCACGGCACGCUGGCCCUGGCGCCCAUGCUGGAGGUGGCGCUCACUCUGAUUGACUCGUGGUGCAAAGAGAACAGUUAUGUGAUCGCCGGCUAUUAUCAAGCUAACGAGCGUGUGAAGGAUGCCAGCCCAAACCAGGUGGCAGAGAAGGUGGCCUCCAGGAUCGCCGAGGGCUUCAGUGACACCGCACUCAUCAUGGUGGACAAUGCCAAGUUCACGAUGGACUGCGCAGCACCUACCAUCCAUGUGUACGAGCACCAUGAGAACAGGUGGAGAUGCAGAGAUCCACACCACGACUACUGUGAAGAUUGGCCGGAGGCACAGAGGAUCUUGGCAUCACUCCUGGACAGCCGCUCCUAUGAAACGCUUGUGGAUUUUGAUAACCAUCUGGAUGACAUUCGGAACGACUGGACAAACCCUGAGAUCAACAAAGCAGUUCUGCACCUGUGCUAGACGAGGGCCAUGACAGCUGGACACUCCACCACAGAGAAGAGGAAAGCAUAUUUUUAAAUUUAGAGAAGUAAUCACUUAGCCUGAUGGGAAGCUGCAAGUCUGUGAUGUGUGCCUUGGAAGGGGAGUCCGGUCGGCGUCCUUCAGGGCAGGGCUGUGGAGAGGUUUGGUUCUUAGUCCUGUGCUGCCCAAUCCUGCCCAGCAGAGCUCUUUCUGCUUGUCCAGGUUGUUCCCAUUAAACAGUUCUAGCCUUUUAUAAUCUAGAGAGAACGCAUUUCAGUCUUUACUCUGGUGAGUGUAAGUCUUUGGCUGAGCCAUCUCCAGGCUUCAGGCAGCCUCGUGGACUGCUGGAGCAUCAUCUGAUCAGCGAAGGUGGUGUUGGGGCUAGGAGCUGUGGGCUGCACAGGGAAAGAGCCAGCACCAUUGCUUGAGACACCUCACUGUACCAUGAACACAAGCACACUGGUGUUGAUCCAUGCAGAGAUCCCAUGGAGAGAGGAAGCCUAGCCUAUGAACAUUCCCAAAGCCUGACUCAGCUGCUCUGGGUCUUCAGAAGGAGAGCUGCUUUGUAUUUAAAAUAAGCAAAAAACAAACAUACAAAAAAAAUCCUUAGUGUGCAAUGUCCCUGGGAUGUCCUGAGCAAUGUGCGUGUUAGCUUGAUCGUUUGACCAAGUGUUCUGACCAUCUUAGGAAAUAGUAAGCGGACUUUUGGUACAUUGUGUGUUGUCCUUUGUGAAUGUUUUACACAGAGAAUAGUGCCUUUCCUUAGGCUUCAUGAGGCUGGUGGCAAGGGUUGGUGACAGCAUUCGCCUGGCUCUAAGUGGGACAGCCAGGGUCACCUUAGUGAGGUGGAUUCUGGGCGUGGUUCCUCUCCCUUACUCAAGCGCGUCUUGCCUUUAACUGUUUUGUUUUGCUCUUGGUAUUUAUUUGUUCGUUGUUUGGGGGGAGUGUUUAGUUUUUGGUUGAUUGAGAAUAUCCUUCUGCUGUCCUGAUUGGCUUGGUGUUGACUAAGUUUGUGGAGGAACCUGGCCUUGAAUGUGCAAUAAUCCCUCUGCCUUUGCUUCUCAAGGCCUGAGAUCAGCACCCCUCCCAAGUCUCCUUAACCUUUGAAACUGACAUUGUCCAUGUCUGAACAAAGGAAGGUAUGAGGCUCAUCUGUAUCAAAGGACAGCCAUAGACAUGCUUGUAUACAAAGUGCUUCCCGCCC